Molecule: messenger RNA, 1413 nt
Organism: Daldinia childiae
Lineage: Eukaryota; Fungi; Ascomycota; Sordariomycetes; Xylariales; Hypoxylaceae
Product: Actin-related protein 4
Exons: 2
Coding region: 1-1413 (470 amino acids)
Biological process (GO): regulation of transcription by RNA polymerase II
Cellular component (GO): NuA4 histone acetyltransferase complex; SWI/SNF complex
Molecular function (GO): chromatin binding
Source: RefSeq, a predicted model, not a curated record
AUGUCUUCUCAACAACCACUUCCAAAUACACAGCAGCCGCUUGACGUUUAUGGUGGAGACGAAGUAUCAGCCCUCGUUCUCGACGCCGGUUACUGCCACACACGAGCCGGUUUCGCAGGCGAAGAUGUCCCCAAAUCAGUCCUCCCCUCCUUUUAUGGCAGCGUAAAAUAUGGCGAUGGCGAAGCUGCUACGUAUCGCGAAGUCUUUGGCGACGAGUGCUUGAUCCCCCGCGCCGACUUGGAGAUAAAAAAUUACAUGUCGCGCAGCGAAAGCGUAGUCGAGGAUUGGGAUGCCGCAACUAAGAUUUGGGAGCAUACCCUCAUCAAGCGUUUGCAACCAGAUAAGCCAACGCCGCCUAGUAAAAAUGGCCUUAAUGACCCGGCUGAGGACGGAGAGGGCGACGUCGCUAUGGAGGAUAUAGAGGAGCAGGAAAAGCCCCUAGCUGAGAAUCCUCUUCUGAUGACCGAGGCGCCGUGGAAUUCUGGUAAGGCGCGGGAGAAGGCGAUCGAAAUUGCUAUGGAGAACUGGGGUUGCCCUGCAUUCUGGCUAUCGAGAACGCCUGUAUGCGCUGCGUUCGCCGCCGGCAAGGCCUCAGCACUAGUUAUUGAUGUCGGUGGCGCGAAUACGAGCGUUACAGCUAUCCACGAUGGCAUGAUCCUAAAGCGAUCGAUCCAGAAGUCUCCAGUUGGAGGAUUAUGGUUGUCACAGCAGAUCCGAACUAUGUGGGAGAACAACGACCCUAAGAUUGAUGUCGUACCGUCUUUUAUGAUCGAAAAUAAGACCCCUGUGGAUGCGGGAGCGCCUGCUCAGGCGAGGCUACGCAAGUUCCCAUUCGAGAUUCAUCCGUCGUUCCGUACCUACGAGGAGGAGCGCCUCUUGACUGAAUACAAGGAAUCAGUCGUUGAAGUCUGGCGAGGGCCUGGUAGGUACUCUAAUCCAGGUAACGAGGACCUCGUUAGGUCACAGCCUGGUCGCGUGUUUGAAAUGCCGAACGGAUCAAAUCAGAUGUGGAGAGAGCAGCGAUUUAGAGUUUCGGAGGGCAUGUGGGAUGAGACAGCAGCAUUGCCAACGGCGGAUGGUAUAGCGAAGGCUCAGACUAUCCCAGAGCUAAUCAAGGCUGCCAUUAAUGCGGUUGAUGUAGAUCUGCGACCUAACCUACUAGGAAACAUCGUUGUAACGGGCGGUACGAGUUUGCUCAACGGGUUCGGCGACCGUCUAAACAACGAGCUAAUGGCAAUGUACCCGGGCAUGAAAAUUAAGCUACACGCCCCUGGCCUGACUACGGAGCGACGCUUUGGUGCGUGGAUUGGAGGCAGCAUUCUCGCAAGCUUAGGAACGUUCCACCAGAUGUGGAUCUCGCGUAAGGAGUACGAAGAGAACGGUGCGGGAAUUGUUGAGAAGCGAUGCAAGUAA